AUGGCGAACCCAACAUCGCCCAAGGCCACGACCAAUGGCACCAUGUCCCGCCCGCAGACGCCCAAGGUCAACAGCUUCGCGCUGACCGAAUAUACCGCCAACCCGUCCCCGCCGCCUCAGAGCCCGGUGGUGAAGACGCAGGGCGUGCCCGAGCACUUCCUGCUGCCCAACGGCUUCCCAGAUUACCUGCGACUGAUCCUGACCUCGCGCGUCUACGAGGUCGUGAAGGAGACGCCUCUGACCCAUGCCGUCAACCUGAGCAAUCGCCUGGAAUGCAAUGUCAUGCUGAAGCGCGAGGACCUGCAGCCUGUCUUCAGCUUCAAGCUGCGCGGCGCCUACAACAAGAUGGCGCACCUGGACCAGGAACAAAGCUUCAAGGGUGUCGUUGCUUGCUCUGCGGGAAACCAUGCCCAAGGCGUUGCAUACUCUGCCCGGAAACUCAAGAUCCCCGCCACCAUCGUCAUGCCAUCCGGCACCCCAGACAUCAAGCAUAAGAACGUCUCGAGACUAGGCGGGCACGUCGUGCUCCACGGACCCGACUUCGACUCGGCCAAAGAAGAGGCACACCGGUUGGAGAAGCAGCACGGGCUGGUCAAUAUUGCGCCGUUCGACGAUCCGUACGUCAUUGCCGGCCAGGGUACCAUCGGCAUGGAGGUCCUGCGCCAGACGAACCUGCAGGACUUGGAGGCAGUCUUCUGCUGCGUGGGUGGCGGUGGUCUGAUUGCUGGCGUCGGUGUCUACAUCAAGCGUAUAGCGCCCCACGUCAAGGUCAUUGGUGUUGAGACGUACGAUGCCAACGCCAUGGUCCAGUCGCUGAGGGAGGGUCGCCGCGUCGCCCUCAAGGAGGUUGGUCUCUUUGCCGAUGGAGCCGCCGUGAAGAACGUUGGCGAGGAGACAUUCCGGGUGGCCUCGGAGGUCGUGGACGAGGUCAUCCAAGUCACGACCGACGAGACUUGCGCCGCCAUCAAGGACAUUUUCGAAGACACGCGCUCCAUCGUCGAGCCCGCAGGCGCGCUGGCACUGGCGGGUCUGAAGAAGUAUGUCGCGGCCAACCCUUCGCCCAACCCGAACCGCGGCCUCAUCGCUGUUGCUUCUGGCGCCAACAUGAACUUCGACCGUCUUCGAUUCGUCGCCGAGCGCGCCGCGCUUGGUGAGAAGAAGGAAGCGUUGCUCUCCAUCACCAUCCCCGAGAAGCCAGGUGCUUUCGCGAACCUGAUCAAGGCCGUCCACCCCAUGGCAUGCACAGAGUUUGCCUACCGCUACAACGACGCAUCCAAGGCCAACAUUCUCAUCGGCGUCGCGCUAAAUGCCGCCAGCCGGAGCCGCGAUCUGGCCGAUCUCCUCGCCCGCCUAGAGAAGGACGGCAUGCACGCCAUCGAUCUCUCGGGCGACGAAGUUGCCAAAUCUCACGUCAGGUAUCUUGUUGGCGGCUGUCCUUCGGCCGUCUCCACCGAGAGGAUAUUCGCGUUCGAGUUCCCGGAGAGGCCAGGUGCGCUGUACAAGUUCUUGACCACGAUGCAGCCUGAUAUGAACAUCUCGCUGUUCCACUACCGCAACCACGGCGGUGAUGUCGCCAAGAUAUUGGCAGGCAUCCAGUGCCCUGAAGCCAAGGAGAACGAGCUGAAGGAGUUCCUGGAGAAGAUCGAUUACCCCUUCAAGGAGGAGACCGAGAACCCGGUCUACAAGAUGUUCCUGAGGGAGUAA
Molecule: messenger RNA, 1704 nt
Organism: Diplodia corticola
Lineage: Eukaryota; Fungi; Ascomycota; Dothideomycetes; Botryosphaeriales; Botryosphaeriaceae
Product: threonine ammonia-biosynthetic
Exons: 3
Coding region: 1-1704 (567 amino acids)
Biological process (GO): L-threonine catabolic process
Molecular function (GO): threonine deaminase activity; pyridoxal phosphate binding
Source: RefSeq, a predicted model, not a curated record